Oldenlandia corymbosa var. corymbosa is the source of this 2503-nucleotide messenger RNA. NCBI's taxonomy places the organism in Eukaryota, Viridiplantae, Streptophyta, Magnoliopsida, Gentianales, Rubiaceae. The record is from the annotation of a GenBank genome assembly.
ACAAAAUUUGGGAACUCUUGGUUUUGGAUCAAAUACCCGAAUCAAAGAAGUUAUUCCAAUUUCGGGAUUUUCAAUCCCUAGCCUUUUACACUUCCUUCUUCAUCAUCAUCAUCUUAGUCAUUUGCCCUGUUAACGAUUUGAUUUCUUCAGCCUGAUCAAUAGAAAGCUUAGACGAAGAAUUGAUCGUCGUCAAUCAAUCAAUAGAACGUAGAAAACGAUGGGGCAAGUAUCAGGUCUUAACGGAAAAGGUAAAAAGGAAGAACCUAAAAAGGAAAAGAGGCUGAAAGUGGAGAAGGAGGAGGAGGAGGAAGAGGAAGAACAAGAAGAAGCUGAGGAUAACAACAAUAAUAACAACAAGAGUGAAGACGACGACGAUGAUGACGAGGAAGAGGAACCUGAGCAAGAUGGGUUAUCUGUGCAUUCCCCUUGCAAACCUCCCCCUUCUUCCAAGCAAAAGGACAAUUCGGACGUGGAAUUGGAACUCAAGUUAUUGGAAGCUCUGGAAAUUUAUCCUCCAGUCAAAUUAGGAGGCAAUUCACUGGCCCUUUUAAUUCUUCUUCUUUUUUUAAAAAAUAAAAAAUAAAAAUCAGAAGCUUGUGUGAUUUAUUUCGUGAUAUUUGUCAUUUCAACGUGUAAUUGAAAGGAUUUGUCUUUCAGAAAGAAUCUCAUAUCCGUUUAUUCUCUGUGAAUCGGGUAGCCCUUGUGCCUGAAAAGCUGUUUCUUUGGGCUUUUCUAAUUUUUAACUCAAAGCUGAGUGAGACUUUAAUUAAAACAGGGAAAAAUUUUAUGUGAACUUUUUGGGACAAGGGACAGAGUUUUCUAUGCUCACAUGUCUGCAGUGUAAGAAUUGGAUAGGGAAGUAAGGAGGGAUGAAGUUCUAAGUGUUUUGAUUCCAUUAAUGAAUCAAAUUAUUCUUAAUUGGUUGUAUAAUUGCUUAAACCAAAAGUAAUGUCUGUAUAUUUGGUCUCUGUUUUACCUUUUUUUUUGUUGUAAAAGUCAAUAUCUUCCAGAGAUUGGCAUCCAAUUUAAUAUAGCUUCUGUAUUCAGCAACCUCUUGUAGUAUAUUUUAUGAUAACAUUUUAGCGUAAUAUCCUGUGGUUGUUGUUUGGUUCCUUAAUUGUAACUUGAUUCCUUACAGAUAAUGCAUUUCAUUGUUGAUGACGGUCUGAUUAUACAAGCGUAUACUUGAGUGCUUUCAUGUAGUUAUAUGAAAAUAACAAAAUUUCCAUUGCAAAUGCUGGUGAAUAAGAAGGCCAUAGUUAUAUUUUUGAGGAGUUGGGCAUUUGUAACACCGGUUUUCUUGCAGGGGUGCAUCGUCAUUUUGUUCUUUAUGGUUUGACCGAAUACCUCCGGAAAAGGUCUGUUGUGCUUUACGGCCGUCCUUCUUCUGUGUCUUUUCUUUUGUUCUUUUUUCCCCUUAAAAUAUCAUCAUCAUGGAAUUUAUAUUUUAGCCUAUGCUUCACAGCUGCAAUCGGCAAUUUUCUUCUGCCGAUGUUUUGAAGUUGCUGGAUCGAUUCUAUAACUUGGAAAUGAUGGUGAGUAUAUAUAACGAUGUCAUUAUCAUUUUUGGGGCCAUCAUAUAAUUUCUUAGUUUAACAUCUUAUUGCAGAUGCAUACCAAGUUAAUACCUGUCUGAUUUAGCUGGAAGUCAAUUAUCGUUAUUUUUGUGCUCAGUUGGUGAAAUGAUUUUGAGGGCGUCACUGGGUCAUUCAGUUCUGUGCUUCUAAUGCAUAUAGGGAAUCUAAGAUUGCCAGGCGAAAAAUUUAGAAUUACACAUGCUAGGAGCUAUUUCUGUUUCUUUUCUGCAACAUGUAAGCACGUCUGUAUGGGGUUUUGUUCUUCUUGUUUACAUGAGCAUCUAAAUUCAGUAUCUGUUGUAUUGCACUUUACCACUGAGGACUACUUUAGCCAAAGCUCUAAUUCAACAAUUUUAUCAAGUCAUUUAUUCUUUAUUUUGUUCUGCUCUCUUCAGAAACCAGAUGAUGAGGACUCAGAAUUCCUUAGUCAACAGGAAGAUUUUAGUUUGCCAAAAAGUUUUUUUGUAAAGGAGGACUCUUGAUUAGCAAGUUUUUGGUGUAUAGAGAUCUUUUAGAUUUUGUGGUUUUGCUGUUGGUUUAAGUUGUAUCUUGUACAUUGUAAAAGCUCCAGAAUAACUUAUAUCAGUUGGAUUUUUAUAAAUGAGACUAUGUUUUCUAAUCUGAAUCGUACUUGAAUAUUUGAAGUAUCGAUACAACAAUUUCAAGAUUGAAUGGGGGACUGGGUCCUAUUGGCCCUUCAGGUGUAACACUGGUUUGCCAAGUUUUGCCUAGUUGAUUCGGUAAAGGUUGGGACAUUGACCUUAUAAUAACAUAGAUACGAGGUAGUGUCUAUUUGCUUAAUGGAGCUUUAGCUUUACAAUAGAUUGAGCUUUACGUAUGAUGCUUUAUUAAAGAGAUUCCCGUUCUGAUGAACUCAUUUUUUGGAGUUGCCUCUGGCACCACCUUAUUCUUCAUGAUAUUUAAAC